Kwoniella mangroviensis CBS 8507 is the source of this 219-nucleotide messenger RNA. RefSeq lists its product as uncharacterized. The transcript has a single exon. The record is from RefSeq and is a predicted model, not a curated record. Bases 1 to 219 code for a protein of 72 amino acids. NCBI's taxonomy places the organism in Eukaryota, Fungi, Basidiomycota, Tremellomycetes, Tremellales, Cryptococcaceae.
AUGUCUUUUUCAUCUAGUCAAGAGAAAAGCCUCGGCUCACCAAGGGCAGAGGUUACUCCUGGAGGAGAUGAUAAUUUAGGUGUACCCGAAUUCUAUAUCGAUGGAAAGGUAAAUUUCGUCGGUGAACAAGGUGGAAAUGGUGCUCAGGCUACUAUCCAAGAUGUAUCUGGAGCUCCAGUAGAACGUCAGAACCCCCUUGGAUACUCUGUCGGGUGGUGA